Molecule: messenger RNA, 3553 nt
Organism: Argentina anserina (silverweed cinquefoil)
Lineage: Eukaryota; Viridiplantae; Streptophyta; Magnoliopsida; Rosales; Rosaceae
Exons: 2
Coding region: 255-3452 (1065 amino acids)
Cellular component (GO): intracellular membrane-bounded organelle
Source: RefSeq, a predicted model, not a curated record
UCAAACACAACAACCAUUUCAACUUGAGUUCUACUCUUUCACUUCAUUAUUUCCUUUUUUCAACUUGAGUUCUCUCUCUCAAACACACUCUGUAUCUGAUCUGAAGCCAAAGAUCUUCGUGGGUUCAUCUUCACCGAAAUCAAUGCAAGAGGGCAGAGAUUCAGAAAUUUUGGGUAUUGAAGUUUUAUGUACUUCAGUUAGUGGGAGAGCUUAUAAAUCUUGAAGAAAGUGAUAAAGCUUAAGACUUUAAGUUCAUGAAGAUUGCAUCUUUGGUUGUUGUUUGGAUUGUUUGUGGGUUGUUGGGAUUUGGAUUCACGUUUUCAUACCCUACUUCAGCAUUUGAUGAUCUUGUUAAUGAAAGAAGUGAAACCACCGUUACUUAUAGCUAUGAUAGAAUAGAUGAAGUGAAGAAGGCAUGUGGGUUUGUUCUAUCUUCUGCUUCAGAACUGAAAGCUGAAGAUGGAAGGAGUAUGAAAAAGGAGCUCUUUUUUGUUAAUGGGGAUUGGAGCCAGGAGGUGGGUAAGGAUCCAAUCAUGCCAUUUGAUGAUAGAGAAGUUCAAAGCGAGUUCUUGGGUAAUCGAACUCCAUCGAACUUGGCUUCAUUUUGGCUUAUGGAUGUUGAUCGUAACCAUCGAUCCAGGAAGUCACUAAGUGUCAGUGGGCUCAUGAUUAUUGGUAUCACUGUAGAUGGUAGCUUUAUGGAUUAUGGGUACCAAGGAAAUCCCGAGUUCCAAAUGUGGCCUAGCCAUUCACAAAUGAUAAUUUCAUUCCAAGGGAUUUACACUGAAACCAAGAAGAAUGGUGGUGAAAGAGUGAUGUGCUUAUUGGGGAAUACAAUGUUGCCAUCUCGGGAGCCUGAUUCUGCUAAUCCAUGGGAGUGGGUGAAGGCUUCUGAUUCAAGCAACCAACCUCCUCUUUCUCAAGAUGAUCAGAUUCUACUUGUACUUCACUUUCCUAUGAUUUUCAACUUAACAAAUAGGGCUAUCAGAGGGGAAUUGAGAAGUUUGAAUCCAAAGUCAAAUCCAAAGUAUUUUGAUGAGGUUCACAUUUUAUCACAGUUGGGGAAAUCUGCAAUGUAUGAAUUUGAUUCAGAAAACAUUGUUUCUCAAGCAUGUGAUCCAUACCCUUUUGAUGACAGGUUGGUAUAUGGUGACAUUAGCAACUAUAAAGGUCAUGCUAUGUGCGAAAUCCUUAAAGAAGUUGCACGAGACCAAGCUUUCACUGUUAUGCCAAACUGGAGAUGCAAUGGCACCGAUGAGUUUUGCAGCAAGUUGGGGCCUUUUGUGACAGAUAAAGAGAUUAAGGCGUCAGAUGGAAGUUUUGAAGGGGUUAAACUUUAUAUGCAGAAAAUCAGGUGUGAACAAAAAGCUGUGGGAGGAAAUGCCAGUUCUGCAAGGGUUUCAGCUGUAUUUAGAGCUGUUUCUCCAAUGGAGAAUCUGUAUACUGCAGCAAAGAGAUCUGGUCUUAACAAUAUGACUCUUGCUGCUGAGGGUAUUUGGAAAUCUACCAGCGGACAGCUUUGCAUGGUUGGUUGCCCUGGGCUUGUUGACGUUGAAGGUAGUCAGUGCAACACUCGAAUCUGUUUGUAUGUACCUACUUCUUUCUCCAUAAAGCAACGAAGCAUUCUUUAUGGAAGUUUCUCUAGCAUCAAUAAUACUGGUGCAUCUUAUUUUCCUCUCUCGUUUGAAAAGCUAGUGCAGCCUUCGGAACUGUGGAAUUAUUUCAGAGUCUCCAGUCCAAAGUACAAGUACACAAAAAUCUCUUCAGCUGCUGUUGUGUUGGAAAGAAACGAGCCCUUCAGUGUUGGAACUGUGAUCAAGAAAUCUUUACUGAAUUUUCCCAAACUUGAAGACACAGAAGCUUUUGAACUCAGUCUUUCUGUUCUGUCCGAAGAUCUUACCCUUCAUGUGUCUGCAUUGCCUGAUCCUAUUCCAAAGCCUCAACCUCCAAGAGUAGACAUUCAGAUGGAGAUUCUCUCAGUGGGUCCCUUGUUUGGUCGCUAUUGGUCUCCACAAAAUGUUUCCUCUGCACAAGAGGAAACUCCUUACAACACAAAGUCUGAAUACACCGAAAUGCAGCUCCUUCUGAAUGUAUCAGCACAACUGACCAUCACUGGAAAAGCCUAUAGCAUUCUUUCUGUGCUAUAUCUGGAAGGCCUUUAUGAUCCACAUGUUGGAAAGAUGUAUCUAGUUGGAUGCCGGGACGUCCGAGCCUCGUGGGAGAUCUUGUAUGAGAGCAUGGAUCUUGAAGCCGGGCUGGAUUGUUCGGUAGAGGUGGUUGUGUCAUAUCCUCCCACUACAUCUCGAUGGUUAGUUAAUCCGGCAGCACAUAUUUCUGUAGCCAGCCAAAGGACUGCAGAUGACCCUCUUUACUUUAGCACAGUCAAGCUCCAAACUCUUCCAAUUAUGUACAGGAAGCAGCGGGAAGACAUUCUCUCUCGUCGGGGGAUUGAGGGAAUCCUUCGAGUAUUGACUCUUUCACUAGCAAUUUGUGGAAUCUUAAGCCAACUAUUUUACAUCAGGUAUAAUGUGGAUUCUGUUCCUUACAUGUCUCUUGUCAUGCUAGCUAUCCAAGCCAUUGGGUAUAGUAUUCCUCUGGUCACAGGCGCUGAAGCACUCUUCAAGAAGUUAUCUUCUGUAUCCUAUGAAACAUCUACGUAUGACCUCGAUAAGAGUCAGUGGUUUCAUAUACUUGAUUACACGGUUAAGCUUCUUCUCAUGGCGGCAUUGUUACUGACUUUACGGCUUUGUCAGAAAGUGUGGAAAUCUCGCAUCAGGUUGCUUACACAGUCUCCUCUCGAACCACAUCAUGUCCCUAAUGAUAAGCGAGUGCUUAUAACCACAUCAGCUAUACAUUUGAUUGGUUAUGUAAUGGUUCUAGUCAUUCAUAGUAUGAGGAGCAGCCGAAGAUCAAUCCACACAAAAAGCUAUAAAAUUGCCAGGGAAGAUUCUCGUGGACUGUGGGAAUGGGAAACUGAACUAGAGGAGUAUUUGAGACUUGUCCAAGAUUUUUUCCUACUCCCCCAGAUGAUUGGUAACCUGGUGUGGCAGAUCGAUUGCAAACCACUAAGAAAGUUGUAUUUCAUUGGGAUCACGCUGGUCAGACUCUUUCCUCACAUUUAUGAUUAUGUUAGAGCUCCGUCUCUCAACCCUUACUUUGCUGAGGAGUAUGAGUUUGUGAACCCAAGUAUGGAUUUUUACUCCAAUUUUGGCGAUAUUGCCAUACCUAUUACAGCAAUACUCCUUGCACUUGUAGUGUAUGUUCAGCAGAGGUGGAAUUAUGAGAGGCUGGGCAAAAUGCUUACUUUUGGGCAAUGUAGGCUUCUGCCGUUGGGAUCAAGAAUGUAUGAGAGGUUGCCUUCCAGUUCCCAAGCAUUUGAAGCUGAACUUGUUUCUGGUGUCAAUGGUUAUGCAAGACAAGAGAAAGACAAAGAGAAUGAUGGUGUAGAAUGAUGCAGAAACUUUCAAAAUUACAGAAAAAAAGAUGUUGAGUUGUAAACAUAUAUAUGCACACUAGAUGUUAAUUUGAUGAUCACUUGUGUCUUGUGACUCGA